GCGGGAAGCGGUUAUGGACCGUUAUGAAGCGUUGUCGUGAGCUGUCAUGUCGGCGCCGAAAUCGCUCCUCGAUGUCGCCAACCAAGGUGCUUCAACCAAGCGCUCGCUUCUAAACGUGGCGUCCGCUAUGCAGAGCGUCGCUGCCAAGCCGACGUUGGUGAGCAUCGCCUUGGCCGACAAGCCGUCGCUUUUGACCGUCGCCAAGGAAACGCCGCCAACCCUCGCAGACGUGGCCGCCGCACCGAGCGUCUCGUUGCAAGCCGCCGUGACAGCCUCUACGGACAGCGCCGCGCUCACGACUGUUGCCAAGACACUGCGCCAAGACUCGCGGUCGUCCUUCCAGAAGGCGCCGACGCAGUCGCUUGUCCAGAUCGCGACAGAAGUCGAACAAGAGCGCGAUGCAGCGGUCGUUCACGCGCUCGCCGACGCAUCCAAGGCGGUCAAGCAAGACCAAGCGCGCCAGCAAAGCACCGUCGGGGCCAUUCUUGUCGAGGCGGUGCGGGCCGUCGCCGCCGAAGACGCGGCCGUCACAAAGGCGCAGGUGGCCGCGACGCUCAAGGAAGCAGCCGUCGUUGUUCAAAAAACUGCACACGCCCCGACGACCGCCGUUGCCACCCCCACGACAACCACCAAGAGCAGCAACAACAACAACGACAAGGACGACGACGACGACGACGACGAUGGGUACUCGGAUUUCGACGACGACCAUGCAACUACAAAAAAGAAACCAGCCAAAAAAGCAGUCCAGGCGGCUAACGACGACGACAACCAGAGCGAUGCGGCCGACGAGGUCGAGAAGACAAGUCCGACCGUCUCGAACGAAAGCAAGGUGUUUUUACAGGCCGUCUUCCGCGGCAACCUCCGGCGCGUUCAAGAUCUCUUGGGCGACGACACGGACGUCAACAUCACCGACCAGCAUGGCUGGAACGGUCUGCACUGGGCCGCAUCGCAAGGCCGUUGCGAAAUCCUUGAGCUUCUGAUUGAUCGCGGCGCCAACGUCCAGGCGGUCGAGCCCGAGCACCAUUGGUCGCCACUGCACCUCGCCGCGAUCCGGGGACAUGCCAGCUGCAUCAAGCACCUCUUGCGCGCUGGCGCGAUCCCCUCGCGGGUGGAUGUGUACGGCGACACGCCUAUCGCGUGCAUCGCGUCGUUUUCAGGGUCAAAAAAGAAGCAGCUCGAGGGCGUGUUUCGCAAGCACAAGCGAGGCUAG
This is a messenger RNA of Saprolegnia parasitica CBS 223.65, 1210 nucleotides long. RefSeq lists its product as hypothetical. NCBI's taxonomy places the organism in Eukaryota, Oomycota, Saprolegniomycetes, Saprolegniales, Saprolegniaceae. The record is from RefSeq and is a predicted model, not a curated record. Gene Ontology annotation, molecular function: protein binding. The transcript is spliced from 3 exons. Bases 47 to 1210 code for a protein of 387 amino acids.